Messenger RNA from Pipistrellus kuhlii (Kuhl's pipistrelle), 318 nucleotides. Its product is annotated as 40S ribosomal protein S29-like. Gene Ontology annotation, biological process: translation. Lineage: Eukaryota; Metazoa; Chordata; Mammalia; Chiroptera; Vespertilionidae. Gene Ontology annotation, cellular component: cytosolic small ribosomal subunit; ribosome. Bases 49 to 219 code for a protein of 56 amino acids. The record is from RefSeq and is a predicted model, not a curated record. Gene Ontology annotation, molecular function: structural constituent of ribosome; zinc ion binding. The transcript has a single exon.
AGGAGACCCACCCUUUCCUUUCUGCCUUGUUGCUACAGAGCGAGCAAGAUGGGUCACCAGCGACUCUCCUGGAGCCAUCCGAGGAAACUCGGCCAGGGUUCUCGUUCUUGCUUCGUCUGCUCAAACCGCCAAGGUCUGACCCGGAAGUACGGCCCCAACAUGUGCCGCCAGUGCUUCCACCAGUACGCAAAGGACGUAGGUUUCAGAAAGUUGGACUAAGUGAACUUCCGUGAAUGGGUCAUUCAAGACAUCUACCUUAUGACAGAAUGCUAUCUCUUCGUACAUAAAAUAAUAAAUAAAAAAAUAAAUAAAAAAAGG